UAAAGUGGACGAGUUCCGCCAGAGCAGCAGCAGCAGCAGUGUUAAUGAGACACAGCCGACCGCAGCCAAGAGGAAGAGGAAGAGCCGCUGGGGGGCUGAAGAUGAUAAAGUCCAGCUGCCCCCACCUGUUGUACACACACUCACACCUGUGGAGCCCGCAGAAGAGACCAGCACUGCAGCACUCUCUGUUCAGGAGCUGAGCAGUCUGGGAUAUAAGAAAGGUAAGCCGGUGGGUCUGGUGGGCGUGACGGAGCUGUCAGAUGACCAGAAGAAGCAACUCAAGGAACAACAGGAGAUGCAGGAGAUGUACGACAUGAUCAUGAAGCACAAGCGGGCGAUGCAGGACAUGCAGCUGAUCUGGGAGAAGGCCAUCCAGAACCACCAGCACGAGUACGACAGCGACGAGGAGGUGGACGCAGACGACGGCACCUGGGAGCACCGGCUGCGGCAGAUGGAGAUGGAGAAGACCAGAGAGUGGGCGGAGCAGCUGACGGAGAUGGGCAAAGGGAAGCACUUCAUCGGGGACUUCCUGCCGCCGGACGAGCUGGAGAAGUUCAUGGAGACCUUCAAAGCCCUCAAGGAGGGCAGAGAUCCAGAUUACUCCGAGUAUAAGGAGUUCAAGCUGACGGUGGAGAACAUCGGCUUCCAGAUGCUCAUGAAGAUGGGCUGGAAAGAAGGAGAUGGACUGGGGUCAGACGGACAGGGCAUCAAAGCCCCCGUACACAGGGGCUCGACAGCAGUGGACGGUGCAGGCUUCGGUGUGGACAGGCCUGCUGAGCUCUCCAAGAGUGAUGAUGAGUAUGAUGCCUUCAGGAAGAGGAUGAUGCUGGCGUACAGAUUCAGACCAAACCCACUGAACAAUCCCAGAAGGCCAUACUACUGAACACCACAGCGCAGGAGUCUUCAUCAUCAUCAUCAUCAUCAUUGUUAUAGUAAUGUGCUGUGUCUGAGAGAGUAAUC
Molecule: messenger RNA, 960 nt
Organism: Danio aesculapii
Lineage: Eukaryota; Metazoa; Chordata; Actinopteri; Cypriniformes; Danionidae
Gene: sugp1
Product: SURP and G patch domain containing 1
Exons: 7
Coding region: 296-883 (195 amino acids)
Cellular component (GO): nucleoplasm
Molecular function (GO): RNA binding
Source: RefSeq, a predicted model, not a curated record